ACGUCAUGCCGACGCCGUUUCUAUGUUGCAAAUUAGUUUGCGCGCUGCAACAGAGCAACAGCUUAUGCGAAUAGAGCAUACAACGUUUUUUUAAAGAAAUUAUCACAAUAUAAUUUAUGGGAAACAGCCAUUGUAGACCGCGAGAAGGAGGAGAGAAUUUGCGAGAGUAUCUUUCACGUAAAUUCCGUGCCAUUGCAGGAAAACGCAAGAUAGACGAUCUUGUAACGAUUGCAAUUGAAAACGAAAGAGCAGAAAGUAAAGUUGCUGGUGGACAAAAUGAGUUACAUCUGAAUCUGGAAGACAUUGAGGACUACGAGACUGAUUCCGACGACUCUGAAUAUUCUGCUUCCGAGAGAAAUCCUGACAACGCAUCAGCGGGGAAACCCAUAGAUGAAGACAAACUUGAAAAGAAAAAUGAAGUUCAGAUUAUUCACGACCCACCUUCCAGACAGGAAGUUAGUCAGUACAAAGAGGAUAACGACUACAUCCGGGUUCUCCAGGAACAAUUAAAACAAGUGCAGAGUGAGCUUGCUAAUCUACACAGAGGUAAAUUUGACAAACGACAAACGGAAGUCUUUGACAGAGAACAAGAUGGUAUAUACAGCAGCCACUCUUUUCCAAGCCCACAAGUUGAUGAGUCGAAGGCAACGAAUGAUGAAUUAAGAUGUGAAACAGCUGGUCCAACAGAUAUAGAGAUCGUUAGUCAUAGGUCUCAAAGAAAUACCUCCUUACAUGCACAGGGUGAUGUUACAGAUAGAUCAGAUAAGCCCGCAGUGAAUAUCUCAACUGCCGCCGACGACAGUAAGACCGCUUCAGACGUCAAGAUGAUCGUUGCAGAGGACAGAAUGACCGCUGCAGACGUCAACAAUACCGCUGCAGACGUCAGUAAGAUCGUUGCAGACGACAGAAUGACCGCUGCAGACGUCAAAAAGACCGCUGCAGACGUCAGUAAGAUCGCUACAGACGGAAGGAUGACCGCUGCAGACGACAAGAAAGCAAAUAAUGAAGGUCGCAGAAACAAGGUCAAGGGCAUGAUAACUGAAGGUCUUAGGACAAGAAGUGAUGUGAACCACACAAGGACCAAAGCUAAAAAGCCAUUGAAACCUAAGGAAGAAGUCACAGUCGAAGAUGAGACAAAAAUAGCCGAAAAAAUUGCCAAGCUGCAAAAGAGAGACCCAGCACUUCCUCGACCAGAUAAGGGAAUUGUUUAUCCAAAAACAAUGAACAACUUAAGUGACGUAGAUAAAGCUUAUUAUGUUGAGCAGUUUCUCAGAAGUGAGGUGUUCAGACAAAGGUGCCUCAGGAAGUACCAGAAAAGCACGACCUGGAUGAAUGGGCUGUCACCAUUCCAACUGUGGGUGUUAGAGAAUGAAGGCACAGUAGACAUUGAAAAUGUUCUCCACCCACUGGCUAAACGACAAAACAACGCACAAGCCAAGGUCAGGUGCUGGAGAGGAAACACCCCACCACCUCAACCAAAAUCCCCUUAAGUUUUUUUUCUCUCUUUUUCCCCCCUUUUAUUUUAUGUUCUUUUCCUUUCUUUUGCUCAUUUGUUUUGAUAUUUUGUUUUUAUGCAUUUAUGUUAUGAACGCUAAAUCAUUUACACAAUCAUGUUUAUUGGUGGCUUCAUGAAAGCCGUUUACUUCACAAACGCAACAAGACGUCGCUUGGUAAUUGGAAAUCAUGGUUCAACGUUGAUUAAUUAUUGUGUUGGAAAAAGACACAAAGUUGCUGUAGUCAUUAUGCAGUUGUCUGUACUUCAGAUGACAGGUCAGCCUAUUUAUAGCACAGUAUGGAACUGCUUUCGAGGUAGUAUGUGAUAUGCUAAUUAGGGAUAAACAGGGUGUAACAUUUGAUAAACUUCAUCUAGGCGCACAUGUGAUAAACUUCAGUGAGAGGUCACCUGCACAAGGUACCAUAUCAUCGGUUGAUUUGGAAACGAAAUCUACCAGAGACUAAUGGGUAUAAAUUAAAUAUGUGUAUAAACAGUAUUGAAAAGAUACAGGCAUGCCAUAUACAUUCAUAUGUGAUAAACAGCAAGUGUAAGUGCUUUCCGUGUAAAACAGCAAGUGUAUUUGCAUUCUGUUAUAAACAGCAAGUGUUAGUGCUUUUCGUGUUAAUCACCAAGUCUAAUUGCUUUCUGUGAUAAAAGAGGAAGUAUAUAAAUGCUUUCUGUGAUAAACAGGAAGUAUCAUAAACAUUUUAUGUGAUAAACAGAUGUAUAGAGACUAUAUUGUUUUUAUCAGACUAUUGUAUAUUAACAGCUGCCGUGAAAACAAUAUGUUCUGGACAUGUUCUCAAAUUGAAGAACAAUACCAAUGAAAAAAAUGUCACCUGCGAAUGGGUAACAAAUUAAAAACUAACAAACAACUCAAAUUUAAAGAGAAAUGCGGUACAUGGAUAUGUCGGACAACACACAUGUGAGGACAUGUUAGUAGACAAAUAAAAACACGACAUUCAACACAAAUGUGAGGACAUGUUGGUAGGCAAAUAAAAACACGACAUUCAACACAAAUGUGAGGACAUGUUGGUACACUUGACACACAGUAACAUAUACACAAAUGUGAGAAAACAUUGUAUGUGGAAAAUAAACUUGAAUAUGACGGAAAACGCCAUUGGGAAAAUAUUAUGAGUUGAAACAAACACAGACCUCGCAACACAAAUGAGAGAAAAUGUGAUGUGUGGAAAACAAACUCGAAUAUGAGGAACAACACAAAUGAGAAACACAAAUAUUACGGGUUUAAAGAUAUGGACAACAAACUGGAAUAUAAGGAACAACACAAACGAGAAACACAAAUAUUACGGGUUUAAAUAUAUGGACAACAAACUCGAAUAUGAGGAACAACACAAAUGAGAAACACAAAUAUUACGGGUUUAAAUAUAUGGACAACAAACUCGGGUAUGAGGAACAACCACAAAUGAGAAACACAAA
Messenger RNA from Ruditapes philippinarum (Manila clam), 2932 nucleotides. RefSeq lists its product as uncharacterized. NCBI's taxonomy places the organism in Eukaryota, Metazoa, Mollusca, Bivalvia, Venerida, Veneridae. The coding region runs from base 117 to 1490 and encodes 457 amino acids. The transcript is spliced from 7 exons. The record is from RefSeq and is a predicted model, not a curated record.